Lithohypha guttulata is the source of this 756-nucleotide messenger RNA. RefSeq lists its product as uncharacterized. The record is from RefSeq and is a predicted model, not a curated record. The transcript has 2 exons. NCBI's taxonomy places the organism in Eukaryota, Fungi, Ascomycota, Eurotiomycetes, Chaetothyriales, Trichomeriaceae. The coding region runs from base 1 to 756 and encodes 251 amino acids.
AUGACGAAAAACAAAAACCAUGCUAAGAACAUGCAGCAGAAAGGACAGGCUUCUUCAUCUAGUGAACCGCCUCUGUGGCUCACGGAUCGCGACAAUAACAAUACCGCGCCAAUUUUCUUCUGGAAACCACAAGAAGCAUGGGGCUUCCUCGGACAAUGGUACCCUUCAUCUUUCAAGGGACCUCUUCCGGAGUUCUGCCACGACGGUCCUGAUUGCACGCAAUGUGAGGCAGAGAGGAAAAGGUUUGGCUGUGCUGAGCAAUAUAUGAUGUACCACAAAGCCCUCACCUUCAAUGACACAAAAACAUCAGAACAGAUUCUAGCCACCGACGACCCCAAAACGAUGAAAGCCCUUGGCCGCAAAGUCCACGGCUUCACAGAUCAUGCCUGGGACGAUGUCAAAUUCGACGUCGUCGUCCAAGCAAGUCUCCUCAAAUUUGGCGUGGAAGCAAAUUGUGAGGCGAGAGCAGAUGAUAGCUUUGCGUACGGUGGGGUCGGACGUCGUCACGAUCAAAAUGUGGUGAGGUUGAGGGAGAUGUUGUUGAGCACAGGGACUAGAGAGCUGGUGGAGGCGAGUGCGUUGGAUAGAAUUUGGGGAAUUGGGUUCUCCCCUGAGGAGGCGGGUGGGCAUGGGGAGGAGGAGAGGUUAAAGUGGGGGAAGAAUCUGCUUGGGAGGGCGUUGAUGGAGGCUAGGAGGCGUAUCAGGGUUGAGGAGGGAUUGGAAAUUGAGCAGGACGAAGGUCAAGAGGAGGAUUGA